ACCCGUAGUAUAUAUCUGUACAGAUGGCUCCUGUCUCUCGGAUUGUCUGAUUAGUUUUAUAAUCCAAUUCGACUUGAAUGGAAUUUAUGACGAACAAUAAUAUCUGACCAGUGAACGGAAUACACCCAUCUGGUUAAAUUGAAUGUGGAAUACGAGGAUUACAUAACCAGUAGUAUCAUUCAGGUAAAACCUCUGUGUUUGUAUCACGAAGCUGCAUUGCCCGCUUUAUGUAACAUUCGUCUCUGGAUUACGUCAGAACAGGAUCACCGGAAGUGCAUAGACUUAUACAUACUGGUCAUCUAUAUUUGAGCAAAUAUUGAAUCCAAUAUAACAAAUAGUUUGGUCAAUGGAAUAAAAACAUCCUUUUCGGUAUUUGUGAGAUAUUAACUUUGAUCAAUAGUACAUUCUACAGGGUCUCAACAAGCAAAACAACUUUCCGGUGAUUAUAACUUCAUCCGAGCGCACCAUUGUUUAGAAGAUUAACUGAAGGGUCAAAUGAAACGUGUAUUGUAUCUUAAUUUGUCUUGAUGUUACUGAGAUGCCAGCAGAUAUAGAUUGGCGCCGUCCACUAUUUAAGGUGGUACUCCUGGGAGAGGUGGGAGUUGGAAAGUCCUCACUGUUCCUCAGGGUCAAGGACAAUAAGUUCAUACCGGGGCUACAGCCAACAGUUGGCAUAGAGAGCUGCGUCAAAGCACUGUAUGUAGAGGAUGAAAAGGUCUCGCUGGCCCUCUGGGACACAGCAGGUGUGGAAAAGUUCAAAACAAUGACCCGGAACUACUAUCGCAACACGCACGCGGCCCUACUGGUGUAUGACGUUAACAACCCAGCCUCACUCCAGUACCUGUCUAAGUGGGCCAAUGACGUCAUCGAAUUCGCUCCUGAUGCUUUGAGAUUCAUACUAGGAAACAAGUCUGAUCUGGAAAGGACUGUUAUAACAGACAACACCGAGAACUUCCGGUAUGCGCACAACUGUGAAAGUGUACUUCCUGUAUCGGCACUAACGGGUGAGGGAAUAAAUAACGCUUUAAAUGUUGUUGCAACAAAGCUGAUGGAUACCUACAAGACGCCAUUGUUUUACGAAUCUCUUUACAACAGUACUGUGGAAAUCACGCGGUACCAGCCAAGACAGCGAGGUAGAUCCCCCAGGGAGUGUUGUCAGACUAUCUGAGACCCCCCAGGGAGUGUUGUCAGACUAUCUGAAACGGACAUCAUUUCUUGAUCACCUGAUGUUUUGCCGUAAAAGUCUGAUUCAUACAAUUCUGAUAUUAACCGUCUCGAAAACGUCUAUGUGAAACCUGAAUACCCGGUGAAAAUUCCUUUUUUUUUGCUGCACAUGGUAUCGUUAGUAUUCGCUUAUGAUGUGUGAUCAGGUCGACAAAUGUAUUCUGGGUGAUGGAACAAAGUUGGUGGACAAGUAAACGUACGGCUAGCUGUCUCAGGGAGACGGUUUUAAUGGGUUUGUUUUUAUACCAAAACCCUGACUGUUUUACGUAAUGUUGUUUUGCAAUACUAGUACAUAUGUGAAGUGAAGGUUAUAAAGGGUAUAUGUACGAGUUCAAAAACAAUUUGUCCUUCCCUAAAAUACCGAUGUUGUUUAUUAUUUUGCAUAUAAAAGAAGUAUACUCCAUCCCCUAACUAGUGUUGAGAAAGGUAAACGUUUUCAGAUUCGUCCAGCUAUUAUGUUGGCCUUUAAAAUAUAAGUGCUUGCUAAAUUUUAGUUUU
Messenger RNA from Mizuhopecten yessoensis (Yesso scallop), 1722 nucleotides. RefSeq names its product ras-related protein Rab-18-B-like. The record is from RefSeq and is a predicted model, not a curated record. The transcript has 4 exons. Gene Ontology annotation, molecular function: GTPase activity; GTP binding. Gene Ontology annotation, cellular component: trans-Golgi network. Bases 539 to 1168 code for a protein of 209 amino acids. Lineage: Eukaryota; Metazoa; Mollusca; Bivalvia; Pectinida; Pectinidae.